CGCCCAUGGCAAAAUUCCAUGUAUCUACCUUUCCUACCAACCAACCCUAUAAAUACAUCACCAAACUCUCUCUUAUCCUUUAAACCCAAUUCUCAUAUAAUUUUCAACCAAUCUUGAUUUUAAAAGUUUCGGGUAGAUUCUUAGAUAAAUUAUAUUUGGGAAGAUGUACGGUGUCGGUGGAUCGAGUACAGCAAGUUUCGCAGAGGCUUACGCGAUGAGGAAGAUUUAUAAGGAAAAGAUGAAGAUGAAGCUUGCAGAGACAAAAGUAAAGGAAGAGAAUAAGGACAACGUUGAAGAGAAGAAGAGUAAAAUCUUGAAAACAAAGAAUUCGAAGAAGACCCUCCAGACUAGUCCAAGGGUUUCCUCUGCAGAUGUUUAAACAUCUUUGUGCCUGUGGCUAUAUAUUUAUUUAAUUUUUUUUUUAACUUUGUUUAUGAUGAUGGGUUCCUAAACUUCAAUUUGUUCUUUUAUGUAUUAUAUUUUUUCACCACAGUUGGUUGUUUAUCUAAUGACCGAUCCAUAUAUACCACUAACUCAUACAAUUCAUACA
This is a messenger RNA of Camelina sativa (false flax), 550 nucleotides long. RefSeq lists its product as uncharacterized. NCBI's taxonomy places the organism in Eukaryota, Viridiplantae, Streptophyta, Magnoliopsida, Brassicales, Brassicaceae. The record is from RefSeq and is a predicted model, not a curated record.